UCCCCUCGCCUGGCGCCUGGCCUAGAGAGCUGAGAAACAUGACUGGAAGGGACGGGCUUUCGGAUGGGCGCUCUAAGAGUAGAGCCCUGGCGCCGGGCUGUCCUCCCACCGGCUCUCGCCUUCGAAGCUUCGCCAUCAACGACUUGCUGGGUUUGGAAGCGGACUUGCCUACUCCGGCGGGACCCGAGUUGGGAUCCAGCUGUGAAACUGCAGCGGAGCCCGCGGGGUCCGGGCCAGGACUCUGCGGUUCUUGCCCUGCCCGUGGGGCUCUCCCGCUGGGGCUGGGUCUCUUCUGUGGCUUCGGGGCGCAAUCCCCCUCCGCGGCUGCUGCUCGUGCGCGCUGCUUGCUCCUCGCCGAUCUGAGGCUUCUCCCACCCGCGGGUCCCGAGCCUGCCGUCGCCCAGAGCUCCGUCCGCCCGUCGCCUGCGCUUGGCCGCCAGCAGCGUAGCGAGAGUGUCUCCACGUCGGAUGGGGACAGUCCGUCUGAAGAAAAGAGUGAUCUGAAGAUGUCCCCUGCCCAGGGCAAGAGGAAGAAGCGGAGGCACAGGACAGUUUUCACUGCCCAUCAACUUGAAGAACUGGAGAAAGCAUUUGGUGAGGCUCACUACCCUGAUGUGUAUGCCCGGGAAAUGCUGGCUGUGAAAACAGAGCUCCCUGAGGACCGAAUACAGGUCUGGUUCCAGAACCGGAGGGCCAAGUGGCGCAAGCGAGAGAAGCGCUGGGGCGGCAGCAGCGUGAUGGCUGAGUACGGGCUCUACGGGGCCAUGGUGCGCCAUUGCAUCCCGCUGCCAGAUUCCGUGCUCAACUCUGCGGAUAGCCUGCAGGGCUCCUGUGCGCCCUGGCUUCUGGGGAUGCAUAAAAAGUCGACAGGGAUGAAGAAACCAGAAAGUGAAGACAAGUUGGCAGGACUCUGGGGCUUUGAUCACCUCAAGGAAGGCACUAAUAAGGGCCAGGAUGGACUUGAAGGGGGCCCAGGCAACACAAGCCUGAACCCUGAGGACAGCUUGGAAGAUGUUGCCAUUGACCUGUCCAGCUCUUCCAGACAGGAGACAAAGAAAAUGUCCCCAGGGUCCAGUGCUCUGGGAUGUCACCAUGACCCAGGGUAGCAGGUGCUCCAGCCCCCAAAGGUGGGAGCCUCAUGAGACCAACAGAGUGCUCCCCCUCCUCCCCAAACUGGAUAUAUGCAUAGUUCUCACCAGCAAUUUUUAGGAGACAAAACUGGUCCAAGACAAACACCUUCAGUUUGAUUUUCUUCCUGAAACACCUGGAUGAAAGGCAGCAUUGUGUUGGAUAAAUGAUAAUCUAGGGAAUGGUCCAUUGAAUUCUAGAAUGGAGGACACUUUUUAUAACCUUGAACCAGUCAAUUUGGUCUAAAAUUUUGUUUCUCCGUUGUAGAAUUUGAGCAGGAAAGAUUUGAAAUUCAAAGGUAGUUUUAGGGAUGGAGUAAGACUUAGCUCAGUUGACAGUACACACACAGGCCUGAGGCCAAUCCCCAGUGCCACAUAAACCAGAUGUGGGUGGCGCAUACCUGUAAACCCAGCACUCAGGAGGUGGACACAAGAAAUCAGAUGUUUAAGAGCGUCUCGGUUUGAGGUCCACCUGGACUCUGUAAGACCCUAUUGAGAGAGAGAGAGAUAGAGAUAGAGAUAGAAAGAGAGAAAGACUAUACUAUUACCACCUACAUUAUUUGAGAUAUUGUUCAAUCAUUAAGAGCACUGGUCUUACCUCUUCACUCUAAGUUAGAAUAUUUGGAUUUGGUUUGGUUUUGUUGAAACAGGCAGGGUCUUGCUCUGCAGCCCAGGCUAGCUUCAAUUUUAUGAUUUACUGCCUCAACCUCUCCAGUGCUGGGAUUACAAGUGUGAAUACAAUUGUUUUACAAACCAGAAGUUUCUAAACAGAUAGUGAAUGAAUGAAUGAAUGAAUGAAUGCUGUAUCACUUUUCCUGGAACCGGCUCUUAGACAUUCUUGUUCUCACAGUAAUUUUGUGUUCUGAGUGUCACGUGAUAGGCCUUGGAUAUUUGAUGCAUAAACAACAAAGAAAACCAUACCCCUCCCUUCCUCUGAGAUCAUCUGGAGCCAUGUUUAGGUAACUGUUAAAUAUCUGAGGACUGUCUGAAGGUCAGACCUGAUUUCUUGGUCCUUUUGAAUUUAUGUUUGGAAGCACUUUAGUGAGUUGAAUUUAUG
Molecule: messenger RNA, 2184 nt
Organism: Alexandromys fortis (reed vole)
Lineage: Eukaryota; Metazoa; Chordata; Mammalia; Rodentia; Cricetidae
Gene: Vsx1
Product: visual system homeobox 1
Exons: 5
Coding region: 39-1106 (355 amino acids)
Biological process (GO): neuron development; regulation of DNA-templated transcription
Cellular component (GO): nucleus
Molecular function (GO): transcription cis-regulatory region binding; DNA-binding transcription factor activity, RNA polymerase II-specific
Source: RefSeq, a predicted model, not a curated record